Molecule: messenger RNA, 2200 nt
Organism: Pseudocercospora fijiensis CIRAD86
Lineage: Eukaryota; Fungi; Ascomycota; Dothideomycetes; Mycosphaerellales; Mycosphaerellaceae
Exons: 3
Coding region: 503-1591 (362 amino acids)
Biological process (GO): transcription preinitiation complex assembly; transcription initiation at RNA polymerase II promoter
Cellular component (GO): transcription preinitiation complex; nucleus
Molecular function (GO): TBP-class protein binding; RNA polymerase II general transcription initiation factor activity
Source: RefSeq, a predicted model, not a curated record
CACCGCGAGUCCCAGAUAUCGCUGUCGCACACGCCGAAAUCGAGACAAACACUUCGUCACACUCAAAAAGUUGCUGGCAACUGAUUUUAGCGAGCCGACGGCGCCCUUCUACGGUCUUUCUGCGAGAUUGCGACACCAGCUGAGUCGCACGCUCAAGGACACCUUCACUGGUUGAAGACCGGACCCAACGUGCAAACACCCUCGUUCACCACCUACCCUCACGCUCAUCGUCACCGCAAACGCGAGUCGUCCCAUCCGACAAGCACAAGCACCGCGAACAUACCGCGCGCAGGUCACCGAGCGUGAGCUGCGAUCACUCAGACGCGCCUUUGUCCAUCAUUUAGUUCUCAACACCGCCAAAACGUAUUCUCCACUCUUCAUCCGCUGCUACGCAAAGAACCACAAGCUACAGAAGAGUUCCAAAGGUAUCAAGAAGCGAAACACCGCGCGCUUCGUGGAGACAAUCAAGAGCUCUUUCCCGAUCCGCAAGCCGCUCGAGGCGAUGACUCAAGGGUUGUCUCCGGGAGCGAUCCCAGAGGCACCCAAGAUGCCGGUAGAGGAAGAGUGGCACGAGAACCUCAACGUCCGCUUGAUGUGCCGCGACUGUCGCGAAGAUCCACCAGAUCUCCGCGAGGACCACGCCAGCGGCGACCUCAUCUGCGGCAGCUGCGGACUCGUUUUGCAGGAGCGCUCCAUCGACACUAGCAGUGAAUGGCGCACCUUCUCUAACGACGAUCAGGGCAACGACGACCCUAGCCGUGUCGGUGAUGGCCCGAACGCUCUUCUGAACGGUGCCCAGCUGAACACCAGCAUCGCGUUUGGCGAUGGUGGCAUUCGCAGCAAGGAGCUUCACCGCGCCCAGAACAAGGCGAAUCUUGACAAGGGAAAUAAGACCCUUCUUCAGGCCUACAAGCAGAUCGGCGCUCUCUGUGAUGGGUGGCAGCUUCCCAACAGCGUCUCAGACACGGCCAAGCACAUCUUCAAGGAUGCCGAUGAGAGUCGUCUGUUCAAGGGCAAGUCUCAGGAGGCUCUGAUUGCGGGAUGCGUCUUCCUCGCCUGCCGUCGCAACAAUGUCGCGCGGUCCUUCCGCGAGGUCAUGGAGCUGACGAAGGUCAGCAAGAAGGAAAUUGGUCGUACGUUCAAGCUCCUCGAGAACUUUUUGAUGAACAAGGAAAAGGACAAGGGCGCUUCUGGCGCCACUUCUAUGGUUGCAGGAGGUACCGUCGUCUACAACGAGCAGUACAAGGGCAGCACAAGCUCCGACCCGGCCGAUCUCUGCCAGCGCUUCUGCAGUCAGCUCGAUAUGGACCAGCGCACGACCAACAUGGCCAUCGCGCUUGCAACGCGUAUGGGCGUCACUGGUGUCCUUGCUGGACGUUCGCCACUGUCCUCUGCUGCUGCCUGUAUCUACAUGGCUGGUCAGCUCAUGGGUCAAGCGAAGAAUCCGAAGGAGAUCCAGGCCGUUGCCAAGGUCAGCGACAGCACCAUUCGACACGCGUACAAGCUGCUGUACCUGGAGAAGGACAAGCUGAUCACCGAGGAGAUCAUCGGUCGUGGUGCCGACCCCGAGAAGUUGACCAAGCCAUCUUAGAAAGGUGGUCGAGAUGAUUCAGCUUCCUCGGCAGUCCCACCAACACCCGCUUGUGACGGGCCACCGCCUGUCCACACACCUGUCCGCUACUUCUGAGGGAUAGCCGUGAUUGGCUCAGACCCAUCGAGUUAUGGACUUUUGAGUCGCGAUUACUCACGAUUUGCGACUUCUUCCCAGUCACGGAAGCUUUCUGUCUGCGACUUUCCGCGACUACAACACGAAUAGCAACACUUGCUAGCACUGCAUCAUUUCGAUCGCAUCGGUGUGCCUCACGGCUUUACUUCUGACUUCACUGUCGAAGGCUGAUUGCAGCGAUCCUCACCCUCACUACAUGGCUCUGCUAUGUUGCUCUUUUAUGGAGCUGGGACUGGUUAUUGGAAAAUUUCUUCUUCGAACAUUGUGUUAUACAGAGCGAUUUGCUCAUCAAGGGCUAAAAAGCACCGGGAUGGGAUUAUGGUUGGGAGCGUUCACUGCGAUGCUUUCUCAGAUUGAUUAAAAUGCAUGCUAUCUCACGAUACCCCGAGAAUGGUCAUGUUUUGAAUUUUUGCUGAAGCGUUCGUUGUAUUUGCUACGGAUAGACGAGACAAUGAAGUGCGAUAAUGGUGCGAU